This is a messenger RNA of Plutella xylostella (diamondback moth), 2683 nucleotides long. Its product is annotated as heat shock protein 70 cognate 3. Gene Ontology annotation, molecular function: ATP binding; ATP-dependent protein folding chaperone. NCBI's taxonomy places the organism in Eukaryota, Metazoa, Arthropoda, Insecta, Lepidoptera, Plutellidae. The record is from RefSeq and is a predicted model, not a curated record.
GCGCUAAAUAAUACCAGCGGCGGCGGGCAAAACUUCAGUCAUUCUUGAAAAAUCGAAGGUGUAGUGUCUGUAUUAGAAAUUGUGUUUUCCACUUUAUUGUAACGUGGCUGUGAAUUUCAUCAAUCGGAGUAGAUUUCUUAGAUCGUGUAAUUAAUUGGUGCUUACUGCAUGAGAGCCAAGAUGCGGUGGAGUCUAGUGACGCUGGUUUGCGUGCUCGCGGCCGUGUGCGCCGACGAGAAGAAGGAAAAGGACAAGGACAUCGGCACCGUCAUCGGUAUCGACUUGGGAACCACUUACUCUUGUGUUGGUGUGUACAAAAAUGGAAGAGUUGAAAUCAUUGCCAACGACCAAGGAAACCGUAUCACCCCCUCAUACGUGGCCUUCACUGCUGACGGCGAGCGACUCAUUGGAGACGCCGCUAAGAACCAGCUGACCACCAACCCCGAGAACACCGUGUUCGACGCCAAGCGACUGAUCGGGCGCGAGUGGAGCGACGCCACCGUGCAGCACGACGUCAAGUUCUUCCCCUUCGAUGUCGUCGAGAAGAACAGCAAGCCUCAUGUGUCUGUCCAGACCGCCCAGGGCAAGAAGGUGUUCGCCCCCGAGGAGAUCUCCGCCAUGGUGCUCACCAAGAUGAAGGAGACCGCUGAGGCCUACCUCGGCAAGAAGGUCACCCACGCCGUCGUCACGGUCCCCGCCUACUUCAACGACGCUCAGCGUCAGGCCACCAAGGACGCCGGAGUCAUCGCCGGCCUCAACGUCAUGAGGAUCAUCAACGAGCCCACCGCCGCCGCCAUCGCCUACGGACUCGACAAGAAGGAGGGCGAGAAGAACGUGCUCGUGUUCGACUUGGGAGGCGGUACCUUCGACGUUUCGCUACUCACCAUCGACAACGGAGUGUUUGAGGUGGUCGCCACCAACGGAGACACCCACCUGGGAGGAGAGGACUUCGACCAGCGCGUCAUGGAGCACUUCAUCAAGCUGUACAAGAAGAAGAAGGGCAAGGACAUCCGCAAGGACAACCGCGCCGUGCAGAAGCUUCGUCGCGAGGUCGAGAAGGCCAAGCGCGCCCUGUCCUCCAGCCACCAGGUCAAGAUCGAGAUCGAGUCGUUCUUCGAGGGUGAUGACUUUUCCGAGACCCUCACCAGGGCCAAGUUCGAGGAACUGAACAUGGACCUGUUCCGCUCCACGCUGAAGCCUGUGCAGAAGGUGCUCGAGGACGCCGACAUGAACAAGAAGGACGUGGACGAGAUCGUGCUGGUGGGAGGCUCCACCAGGAUCCCCAAGGUGCAGCAGCUGGUGAAGGAGUUCUUCAACGGCAAGGAGCCGUCGCGCGGCAUCAACCCCGACGAGGCGGUGGCGUACGGCGCGGCCGUGCAGGCCGGCGUGCUGUCGGGCGAGCAGGACACGGACGCCAUCGUGCUGCUGGACGUUAACCCGCUCACUAUGGGCAUCGAGACCGUCGGCGGCGUCAUGACCAAGCUCAUCCCGCGCAACACCGUCAUCCCCACCAAGAAGUCGCAGAUCUUCUCCACCGCCAGCGACAACCAGCACACCGUCACCAUCCAGGUGUACGAGGGCGAGCGGCCCAUGACCAAGGACAACCACCUGCUGGGCAAGUUCGACCUGACCGGCAUCCCGCCCGCGCCGCGCGGCAUCCCGCAGAUCGAGGUCACCUUCGAGAUCGACGCCAACGGCAUCCUGCAGGUGUCGGCCGAGGACAAGGGCACCGGCAACCGCGAGAAGAUCGUCAUCACCAACGACCAGAACCGCCUCACGCCCGAGGACAUCGAGCGCAUGAUCAAGGACGCGGAGAAGUUCGCCGACGACGACAAGAAGCUGAAGGAGCGCGUGGAGGCGCGCAACGAGCUCGAGAGCUACACGUACUCCAUCAAGAACCAGCUGCAGGACAAAGAGAAGCUCGGCGCCAAGCUCAGCGACGACGAGAAGACCAAGAUGGAGGAGGCCAUCGACGCCGCCAUCAAGUGGCUGGAGGACAACCAGGACGUGGACGCCGAGGAGUACAAGAAGCAGAAGAAGUCGGUGGAGGACGUGGUGCAGCCCAUCAUCGCCAAGCUGUACCAGGGGCAGCCCGGCGCGCCGCCGCCCGCCGGCGAGCCCGACGACGACUUCAAGGACGAGUUGUAACCAAACAGACUGUAAAAACUGUGUGAUCGUAACCAGCAGAUCUCUUCGGGACGUACCGCGCCCCACUAGGUAGCAUGGAUACGUUUUGUUUUAGUCGUGUUGUGUAUAUUUAUUGUAUGAGUGUGUGCGUGUGGCGCGUGACGCGGCGCUGACGUCACAGCCGCGUUGGGCUAGCUGGGGCCGACGUGGGCCGCGGCCGGUGAGGUCCCGAUGAGAUCGCGGGCCGCCGCGUCGCGCGAGUGCGAGAGAGACGCCUGCAUGUCUGUACUGUACUCAGUUAUUGUAUAAAAUUGAUGCAUUUCUAGGUUCAUAUUUAGAAUUUCAAUAGUAUCGUGUGAAUGUGGAAUGUGCAAGUUGAUUGUCUUCCGGCGAUGGAAGACUUGUCUCGGUCCCGGCGACUGCCUCGGAGUUCUUGUAAUUAUUUGUGAGACUGCAAAUGUUAGCUCUUAAUUAGCAGAAUUAAUUAAUAGUAAUUUAAUAACUUUCAAUUGAGAAUCGGAGGAGUACAUGAAUAAAACAAUUUUUCUAAGAUGAA